GUAACAAGCAGAUUUUGUACACUCACUCACACACACACACACACACACACACACACACACACACACACACACACAUGCACACACACACACUUGAAUUUGGGAUUUUCCGUGUCCAGCCUUCCGACUAGCUCCCGGACUUUGGCGGUCCCGGAGAACACUUCUGCCUGAUAUUGAUUGUCCUGUCUGUGUGGAGACAGAUGAAUGCAUUAGUACCCAGCUCACCCUGCCACUGGAAAUAUAUUAAGUUCGUGUAUUAGGCACCCUGUCUGGUUACCAUGGCAAUGCACCAGGAGCAAGGGACCGAGGAGAUGGAGGCAGGCGGGAGGGGAUGAAUGGAUGGGGAGGAUGGGGGGGAUACAGGAUGUGAUGAGGGAGUUGACUUGAUUUGUGGUCCUGCUCUCUCUCCGUCUGUCACUUGUGUGUCCUCAUACCUCCUCUCCUUUUGCUUUUUCUCCUCUUUUCUUCAUGUUUAGAUUUGUCUGAACUCCUCCAUGAGGAACAUCUCUCUUCCUUCACCUGUCUGCCUCUAAUUUAGUCUCCUCUUUGUUUCUUCUUUGUUGUUAUUUCCUCCCAGCUCCGGCGUUUAUUUACUACAGUAAAUUUCGCUGGGGUUUUGUGUGAAAACGCCCUGUCUCCUUACACACACAGACGUUUAACUCGCUUUCCUCCUGCCCCUCUCUCUCCCACCCCUUGCCGCCGCCACCACCUCCCCUCCUUGGCUCACGCCAUCUCUGAGCUCUGCAGUAAAACUGGUGCAUCGAGGCAGCAGGAAAUGGGGAAUAGAGACAAUAGAACGGAGGAAAGAAGUACAGAAGGUGUUCUCCCAUCUCCUCAAACCCGAGCACGCUGAUAAAUCACGUUUUCUAAUGAGCUCAUUCAAUCCAGCCCCCACAUUCCCAUGCAUCGUCUGCAGCUGGAGCCACUAGAACUCCUGUCUGGUCACCAUGAGAGCAGAAUUUGAAUAAAAACAAACACCAUCCUGAGCUUUAGAGCACCUGCUGAACCAUGCUGUGGACUUUUUUGUGGUUUGUGGGUUUGCUGUGGCAUCCCUCUUUGAGCUGCUAUCAGUGCUUUGUUGAUGUGGAGGACAGUCUCCGGCUGUGCUGGGGCUACGUUCUGACUCAGUACCAUGUGAGAAAUGUUGAUGAGUGCUUCAGGCUGCUGGACCGCAUUUUCAACCUGAACCAGACCGUGAUCGAGGCUGGGAGAGUUGGUAAAGGCUUCGACACAAACCUCCAGCAGAUCCUGGACGCUGAGAUUCUGCCCCUGGCUGAGGAGUUUGACCAGAAGCUGAACGACGAGACGGUGUAUGAGACAAGGCUGCAGACAGCAGCAGACAAUUUCAUCGCAGCUGCCUCCAAACUGCCUAGAGUCUCUGGGUGUUUCCCUCCAUGUGGUUUUCAGAUCCUGGGUGCUGUGUACAACUGCAUCACCUGCCUGUAUGACUCGUGUGAAUUCCCUCUCGACUGUCCAGUUGAAGAAAUUGACAUUACGGAGAACAGCAGGAGCCGAAUGUGGUGCAAGGUACCUUUUGACCUCCCAAAUGAUGUAGAGGUGAUCUGGAGGUUUGCAGAAGAGGUCAAAACUCAGGAGAUGGAUCAGUUUAAGGAGGUGACUGCAGGAGUGGACACGCUCUACUCCAUCCCUUCAACCAGCCUCCACCAUCAGGGGACCUACCAGUGUGAGAUCUUCUCCGGCUCUCGCUCCAUUGUCAGACUCUACUACUACAUCUCAGUGACCCCCCAGCUUGUUGCAGGUCACACAGAGCUGCAGGAGAUAUUUGACCUGUCUCUGCUCCCAGGAGGCCAGUUACUCCCCGCGCCUGGUGCUUCUCCUCGCUCCUUCCUCCUCCUCCUCCCAUCUCUUCUCACCACCUGUUUGACCUUUUCACUGCUGCUGCUCUUCCUGUCCCUGUGGGUUCUGAUUUGGAUGUUAAAGUCAGAACACAAUCAUCCUGCUGAAGACUCAGAUGAAGAAGAAGAUUUAGAUGUUUGAGAGAUUUCAUGAUAAAAGCAGAAAUCCACCUGAAAACAUCCCAUCAGACUCCGAGUCUUUUCUGUGGAGAAUGACGUCAUAGUUUAGAAAAAAAAUCUGUGUUUAAAGAUUUCACCACUAGAGGACAGGAUCGACCCAGUGUGUGUAAAACUCCACUUUAUCCUGACAUGAAGCUCAAUUCUUUAGUACAAAAUUUAUUUUAUACAAAAUUAAACCUUUUUCCUGAUAACUUAAUAAAGAUUAUUUCUAAAUGUUCCACGUCUAUCACAAUUCUACAGUUAUCAGCUGUUUGACUUUCUUACUGAUGGUAUUUUGAACACGUGUACGACUGCAUUUUAUAAUGAUGGUUUGUUAGUAUAAAUGAUUUCAACCGCU
Messenger RNA from Nothobranchius furzeri (turquoise killifish), 2370 nucleotides. It is a transcript of the gene spaca6, whose product is annotated as sperm acrosome associated 6. The record is from RefSeq and is a predicted model, not a curated record. NCBI's taxonomy places the organism in Eukaryota, Metazoa, Chordata, Actinopteri, Cyprinodontiformes, Nothobranchiidae. Gene Ontology annotation, biological process: fusion of sperm to egg plasma membrane involved in single fertilization.